Messenger RNA from Sander lucioperca (pikeperch), 2303 nucleotides. Its product is annotated as tyrosine kinase receptor Cad96Ca. Gene Ontology annotation, molecular function: ATP binding; transmembrane receptor protein tyrosine kinase activity. Lineage: Eukaryota; Metazoa; Chordata; Actinopteri; Perciformes; Percidae. Gene Ontology annotation, cellular component: signaling receptor complex. The transcript has 13 exons. The coding region runs from base 372 to 1625 and encodes 417 amino acids. Gene Ontology annotation, biological process: protein phosphorylation; cell surface receptor protein tyrosine kinase signaling pathway; positive regulation of kinase activity. The record is from RefSeq and is a predicted model, not a curated record.
GUGCUGAACAUCAGAUACAUGUAGAAUGUGAUACAGAGUGUCGUGCAGCUCAAACCGCCCGCUGCUCCUGUUCAUUUCCUCUGCUUAUGUUGUGGUUCACACGCAAUGAGAACUCUCGCUGGUGACAAUACAGACAGGCUUAAGGUUAACACAACACAUGGUUGAAUUUUUAGGUAACUCCGGACAGAAUAAACACAGAACAAAGACAGACAGACUGCUUCAACGUAACGGUUCCAGCUGGCUUCUGAUCAUCAUCAGUCACUUAUCAAACUGGUGUUCAUCAGAAAACAAAGGAUGUUCUUACGUCAAACUUCUACAACGCUGAGAUGAUGUUCUUUCAUUAAAAUCGCCCUUGUUGAGCAGAAGACACAAUGUUGACUAAUUCCACUAGUGAAGCCGGGACUGCCACAGAUCGGCUCCUGGACCGGCCUGUCUGCAUCCUCAUAGGGGCCCUCUCCUUCACCAUCCUGGUGUUCACACUGCUGGGGGUCGUGUGUCUCAGAAAAUAUCGUUCUUUGGUCCGGACCAUUCAAGAGCUGCAGCGUAGCAAGUUGUUGCUGGAUGCUGUUCCUCGGCUAGAAGCUCCCCUCAUGCCUAUGAAACCAGGUCCAGCAGCGGGGGACAAGGAGGAGGAGGAAGAGGAGCUUCCUCCCCAAAUUCCCCUGCAGCAGAGCAGCACAGUCAGGCCCUCCUCCAGGAGGCUGUGGAAAGGCCUGCAGCAGGGUCCCCAUGUUACCAAGUCAGACCUGAACCUGCUGCAGAUGAUUAAAGCAGGGAAGGAGGGUGUCUUCUACCAGGCCAGGAUGACCAGAGGGACGUGUAAAGGCCACAACAUGUUCACCUGCAAGAUCACCAAGGAAGGUGUCCGUCCUAAGCAUGUGGACACAGAGGUUUCCAUCAUGAGGAAACUGGUGCACCACAAGAACAUCCUCCAGUUACUGGACUGGAACACCACUGAGGAGCCUUACAUUCUGAUCAUGGAGUAUGUGAGCUACGGCACUCUGAGGACCUUCCUGCAGACCAACAGAGUCAACCUGAGUGCAGACCCUGAGCUACAGAGCCUCCUCACCAUUGCCUCCUACCACAUCGCUCUGGCCAUGCAGCACCUGCGCUCCAAAAUGAUAGUGCACUGUGACUUGGCUCUGAGGAAUAUCAUGGUCAAUAAGUUUCCCUGGGAGGUGAAAGUGGCGGAGUUUGGCCUCGCCCGAGACUUUACACGCAUGACGAGCCGCCGCAGCAGCCGCUGGAGAAACCCACAGCAGCGUGUGCCGCUGCGCUGGUACCCACCUGAGUACUUCAAGAACAACUAUUACAGCUUCAAGGGAGAUGUUUGGGCAUUUGGCAUCGUGCUGUGGGAGAUGCAGACAUUUGGUACACUGCCAUACCCAAACCUUGAGACAUCCGAGGCAGUGGUGUACCACAUCUGUAUUGGUCAUAAGAACACAAACCCUGACGGUUGCAGACCAGAGAUACUUCAUAUUAUGCGAGACUGUUGGCUGGAGCCGUACCCUCUGAGACCCUCGUUCACAGACAUUGUCCGCAUGCUGGAGGACAUCAUGGAAAACGAUGCGGAUUAUGUGGAUGUUGAGAGUCCACAGCUUUUGGUGAAAGAUGAGGCUGAAUAAAUAUCUAUGAGCAGCCAGUGUCACCUUUGAAGAUACAAAUCCCAACUAAAUGCCAAGGCACCAAAUAACAGUUAAAUGUAUUUUUAGGCUACAUUUAUCUGCUUGUGUCAACCUUUCAAGUGCUCUCUGAAAUAUAGCAACUGUAAGAUGAUCACACAUAAACGACUCAACAGACAGCAGGGUAAAAAGUAUGUACUUAUAUGUUCUUGUAUAUCACUGUAAAAUAUUUGUCAUGUUCUGUGUUUUAACUGUGUUUAUCUUUAUUUUUUAUGUCUAUCAUAUUGAUAACUCAAUUAAAAAAAAAAAUCUGUGUGAUGUGCCUAAUCUGCUCACUGCGUACAGCAGCACAGAAGCUACAUGUUUACUUUCUAAAAUACAUUUUUCUGUGUUUUCUUAUUUCUUGUUAAUAUGUUUUUCAUUACUUACUUUUAUAUUUUAAUUCUAGCUUUUUGGUGUAUUAUAGAUAUUCAAUGAUAGCGUGUUUCAAUAUUUAUUAUUUAUCCUCCAAACAUUUGUAAACCAAAAACAUAUAGAACAUAUUGGCACGUUGCUUUGGAAAUGCAGCUAUCAGCAGAACAGACAUUGCAGUUCAAGAUUAUUUAAAAAUAUAUGCAUACCAACAAUUAGAUAAUCCGAUAAUACUGAGAAAAAAAUAAUAAUGAACUAAAUAUACAUUAA